AGGAAAUGAGAAGCCGGCUAUCGGGAAUUUGGUAAUGUUACAUGCGGGACAAGAGGGAUCGUUUUCUCCGGUCAGAGGGCGACUAGCCCAGCAUGGCCCACCGGAUUUGAAGGACAGAAAUCCCUCUGACCAUUGGAUGGAGAAAGAUAAUUUGUCUAACAGAGGCACUUUAAAACCUGAGCAGAUGCCGUUGUGUGAUGAGGUGACGUUUGGACUGGCAGACGCAAAACCUAUCUCCAACUGUACCAGCAAAAGGAAGAGAAAAAAUUCUCUUUCCGGCAUGAAUACCUGUGAGAACAGCCUCCGAAGUUCUGGGGAGCAAGUUGAGAUGGUUGGCUGUGCAGAAGAAGGGCCACCCAAUCGGUCUCCCGAAAGGAUGCAAGGCGAAGACGAAAUAGCUUGCGAGCUCUUGGGAGCCAUGGCCACUCCCUCUGGACUUCUUCCUGGACCAAUCUUGAGCCCUAAGAAGCGAAAGCUGAUUUUGCACAUCGAUUUGAACAACACCAUCCUGGUCUCUGAUGCAAUUACCAAACAGGACCCCAGUGCUGCUUUAAACUGUUACCUGAGCACGGUGACCUGGGGGAAACUUAGCCACACAGGGGAAUGGCAGUGGGUCAGUGAGUCUCCCUCUUUGCAUCCUCCCUGCCAAGGUGCUGUGAGUUUCUAUUCCCAGUAUGGCCGCAACACCAAAUUCACAGAGACGCUCUGGGGGAAGAAAUUCCGGGACAUUCACAGGCAACACUUGAAGCUGCUGGAAUGGCAGGGUCAGCCUCACCCACAGCUCUCCAUCAAAGAGCAGGCCAAGCACUACCACUUGGUGCUGCCUUCCUUCUUCCGCCUCCUGGAAAGCUUGCAUCGAGAAGGGAGGGAGUUUGCGGUCAUCUUUCGCACCUUCGGCACAGACCUGCCUCGUGUCCUGCAGGCGGUGAGCUGCGCCCUGGAGGGGCAGCACCCUGGCUUCCCUGCCCUGGGAGGAAUCUCGUUGCCUAUAGAUCUCAGACUUGGAAAGAUACGUUGCAACAAGAAAAAAGUGGCGUUGAGCCAUGGAGCCGAGCAGCUCUCCAGCGACAACGGGUGCAGGAAAAUGUAUGCCUAUUUCAGCUCCCGGGAAGGCAUCAGUGGUUUCCAGGACCACUUUGAAUGGUGGGCUAAGAAUAAUUAUUCCAGCCAAGGUGGAAAGCCCAUUUGGGUCGAUCCUCAGGACUCCGGAGUCCAGCAUAUCUGUAUAGAUGAUAAUAUCCGACUGACUGAUUCCGACACCAUUGUGCAUCCUCAGGUAUUCUUAGGGCAAGGAAGUGACACUCCCCGGACAAUUCCUACUUCGGAGCUCUAUGACAUCUGUCUAGUCCAAACAGACCUUCUGGAGGCCAUUGCCGACGUGAACUAUUUCCGCCACUGCAUAAAACGCUGUGAAGAGAAUUAUGAGGGCUAUUUGUCCAGAGUUGGGGCCUGCAUCUAAAGGGGCUGGCUGAGCAGUUCCCAAGGCCCUUUGUGGUAAGGAGAGGAAAGAACCCGAAUCUCCCAGUUGGCUGCUGCUUGUCUACCUCCCAACGAAGUCAGUAUUCUUGUUUUGAUUUCCUGUCGAGCUGGAAGCUCCUUGAGAAGAAAGCUGGCCCUUCAAGCAAGGAAACAUGCUGCCUCUUUUCUCUGUUGCUGCCUGAAUCGGAGCAUCUAAAUAGAGGGGGGCUGUGUUUUAUUUAUAAUAUUUAUUCAUCACUUUGUGGGUGGGAUUUUCUUGCCCAACGGAUGAGUGAUCUCCAAGAAGCAGGUAACCAACUCACAAACUAACCCAGCCUUUCUCUGCAAACAUUAAAAUCAUUUCCAGCUCUUUUUGCUGGUGACUUGGCUAUGAUGACCUCUGACCUUGAAGCAUAAUGCCUGUGCUAAGCAAGCUCUGGAGAGAUAUCCUUCAAGGGCAGCCAAACAUGGAGUUCAAGAAGCCAUCGAUGAUUGUGGGUUUACUAGUUUUCUAUCGCUUCAGUUAUCUCUCUCUGCUGGAUUCCCAGUGUUUGAUCUGAGUUUUGCUCUCUGCCAGCAUUGAUCUUCACACAGAAAAGAACCCAGCUUUUUAGAAAGAAAUAGAGACUAAUUUUACUCGCUGGAGAAAGGUGAUCCAGUCUUUCCUUGACAACUAGCCCCUUCCAACUCUGUAGUGAAGAAAGCUUUUUUUUAAAAACCACACACACACAAACAUACUUUUUCUUGAUUCUUUUGCCAAUUCACUGUGUAUGAGGUCUUUGAGAAUAUCUAUAGCUCAGGGCAGAACUGUGAGGUUCUUGGUGAUCUCUGAGCUUGGUUGUUUUCUUGCAGACAUUUCACUACCAAAUUAAGGCAAGGUC
Molecule: messenger RNA, 2339 nt
Organism: Thamnophis elegans (Western terrestrial garter snake)
Lineage: Eukaryota; Metazoa; Chordata; Lepidosauria; Squamata; Natricidae
Exons: 6
Coding region: 35-1459 (474 amino acids)
Source: RefSeq, a predicted model, not a curated record